Molecule: messenger RNA, 2133 nt
Organism: Aspergillus ruber CBS 135680
Lineage: Eukaryota; Fungi; Ascomycota; Eurotiomycetes; Eurotiales; Aspergillaceae
Product: phosphate-sensing transcription factor PHO4
Exons: 3
Coding region: 1-2133 (710 amino acids)
Molecular function (GO): protein dimerization activity
Source: RefSeq, a predicted model, not a curated record
AUGGACCCUGAACCGUCGCUGUCGUGGCAGGACCAUCUCCAAGAUGAGUCGCUCUUGCCGGCCGCCAACGACGACUUCACCAACUUUCUCGAGUUUGGAAUGCCUUUCUCUCCCCAGCAACAACAGCAACAGCAGCAACAGCAGCAGUCGCUUCCUCCUCGUUCAAUCCCAGGAAAUCCUCCUGCGACCGCUUCGGACCAGUUCGUUCGCAUGGACACCGAUGAUCCCACCGCUGCUUCACUCCAUCUCCACACAGACAACACCAGCGGUCAUGAUGUCUCCCAGGGCCCGCCUUCGUCGGGCUUGUCGAUGCCCUCCUACUCUGCUACAACGGCUGUCAUGACUCCUGGGUUUUAUGCCCAGGCGCAACAGUCUUCCCAUUUUCAAGAUCACCAGCAUUUGCCGCCACAGGAACCGUCGCAGCAGUCGGCGAGUUCGCAUUAUCACAUUCCCAAUGGCCAAACUAUAAUCCCUCCGACUCCCAACAGCAUUGAACUACAUGGUAACGCAGCGCGAUAUCCGCAACGUAUAGACGAGUAUGAACAGGCGUACUACACUCCUCUUAUUUCCCCUGCAAUGACACCUUUGGAAACUCAGUUCCGCCUCCCAGAAUACACCAUUCCUGGAGAGUAUUUCACCCCUCUCACGUCUCCAGCUCUCGAAGCCCAGAACGCCAACUCCAAUAACGGUUACCCGUUCCCACAAGGAGGGCCUCAGAUUUCUGAAAUGGGCUUUUUGCAGUCCCCCGUUGACCACGCCCUUCCUGCAUCAUCAACGCCUUCCUCGCCCGGUCUCCUUCGUACCAAACAUCGCCGUCAUCCUUCGACGACCAAUCGAUUCUCCGCACGGGCGAAGAAACAACAGUCGCCGUCGGUGCGGCCCCAAGCGCGCAAGAAAUCGCUGCUCAGUAUCAAUCCCAAUGAAGUGCUUAAUGGUCUUGGUCAAGAUGAUCGCACCAAGCACCAAGCCAAUGGUGUCAACGGAGGAGGGUAUCAUAUUGGAAGCAACGAGAGCUCGCAAGACUCGGUGUCUCCAGAGCCUCUUUCAGAACCAUUGAUGCCCCCACCCGCGAUUCCUCACGCACGCAAGUCUCCGGCAAUUGCUCCUCAGACAUCCCAAUCGCAGGGUAACGACGCGCCCGCAACGCCCGCAAUGCUUAUGCGCAUUCAACGAUCGCAGCAACAGAGUCAAGGUUCGACUGGUCAAUUCACUGGUCAGGCGAAACUUGUUCCAGGUAGCGAUUCACAUGAUGAUAUUAUGACCGAUGUCGCCCUUCCCGAGACUUCUUUAUCUGCUGGGCCCCGUCCAAAGAUGACUCGUAUCGAUACGACUAUCCAUUCGGGUGUCCCUACACCAGCAGCAUCGACCAGCGCGACUCCCGCGUUGGAACCCAAGUCCACCCCAGUGGCACCCAGUCCGCGAUCAGUUGCCAUGCCGUCGCCUAGUGGACCGAUUGCCAAAAAGUCCGAAACACCUAAACUUGGUCCAUCAAGUAGGAAACGACCAAGCCUGAGCUCAACCCAACCCAGUCCGCAAAUACGCCCCAAGAUUAGUCCUAACAUUCAACCUUUGGCACCACGUGGCGAUGGCAUCUCGAGUGAAACAUCUGCUCUGUAUUUGGCAUCUAAAUCUAAUUACCAACACAUUUUAGAUGGAACACUAUUGCCGGGUGUAUCAUAUCCUGAGACUCUAGCUGAGAAUCUGAGCUCGAAACGCACAAAUCACAAACUUGCCGAACAGGGUCGUCGGAAUCGAAUCAACAAUGCUCUCAAGGAAAUUGAAGGCCUGAUUCCCGUGGAGUAUGCAAAGAUGAGGAUCGCCAAAGAGGCUGCGGCUUGCAACGUCAAGCCCAGCGACAAGGAGAAGGAGAAAUCUGGGAAUCAAGCGAUCAGCAAGGCUAGCACAGUGGAAAUGGCCAUCGAUUAUAUUAAAUCGCUGCAACAUGAGCUGGCAGGCACGAGGUUAAAGCUAGCAGUGGCAGAAUCCCGACUAGAAGAGAGAGAAGGUACAGACUCAAGCAAAGAUGCUUCGCGUUCUGGGUCGAACGACGAGACUACCACCAAUUUUGAGUCAACGGACGUUGCCAGUCCAAAUGCUCAGGCCGAUAAAAGUUCUGCAGCUACGUCUUCAUGA